GAAACCAAAGCCAGGACGCACCGUUUAGUACUUCAGUGGUCGUAGCCACGCAAUCUCAUCCAUUCCCUGUUGAAACUCUCUCUUCACUUGGAGCCCUCACUUCCGCGCCAUCCACAGCUCUCUGCUUGUGCGCCCACAGCGCCAUCCAUCGCUGCUCUGCUCAGCUCUGCUCAGCUCAGCUCCACCAAAAUUCUCUCACUGGUUCUUUGAGCACUGGGUUCGCGGUUCAUAUCGCAUAUCAGAGAACCAGGGGCAGAAACAAAAUUCAAGGAAAUUAGCAAUGCAUAUGAGGUCUUGUCUGAUGAUGAAAAACGAUCACUAUAUGACAAAUACGGAGAGGCUGGACUUAAAGGUGCUGGUAUGGGUACUGGGGAUUUCAGCAAUCCGUUUGAUCUGUUUGAGUCACUAUUUGAGGGCAUGGGCGGUAUGGGCGGGAUGGGCGGAAUGGGCGGAAUGGGGGGAAGAGGUUCUAGGAGUCGAGCGGUUGAUGGACAAGACGAAUAUUAUAAUCUUGUCUUGAACUUCAAGGAAGCAGUUUUUGGGGUCGAAAAGGAGAUUGAGAUUAGCCGGUUGGAGAGCUGCGGGACUUGCAAUGGUUCGGGUGCUAAACCAGGCACCAAGCCAUCCAGAUGCAGCACAUGUGGUGGGCAAGGUCAGGUUGUUCAAUCAGCAAGGACUCCAUUAGGUGUCUUCCAGCAGGUCAUGACAUGCUCUUCAUGUGGUGGGUCUGGGGAAACAUCCAUCCCCUGCAACACUUGCUCCGGGGAUGGUAGGGUGAGGAGGACGAAGCGGAUCAGUCUUAAAGUUCCAGCUGGUGUUGACUCUGGAAGCCGUUUAAGAGUCCGAAAUGAAGGUAAUGCUGGAAGGCGGGGUGGGUCUCCUGGUGACCUAUUUGUUAUUAUAGAAGUUAUCCCAGACCCUGUCCUCAAACGGGAUGAUACCAACAUUUUGUACACCUGCAAGGUGUCGUAUAUUGAUGCAAUUUUGGGGACUACACUUAAGGUUCCAACAGUUGACGGCAUGGUUGAUUUGAAGAUUCCAGCUGGGACUCAACCGAACACGACCCUUGUGAUGGCCAAGAAAGGUGUUCCUCUUUUAAACAAGAGCAACAUGAGAGGUGAUCAGCUGGUCCGAGUGCAGGUUGAAAUCCCAAAGAGAUUGAGCAAUGAUGAGAAGAAGCUCAUCGAGGAACUUGCGAGUCUAAGCAAGGGCAAGGCCACAAGCCGGAGAUAAUUUUUUUGUGGUUCUUUGUUUCAUCCAUAUAGUGCUGACCCCGUCAGUUUACAUUCUUCUUUGUUGGUGCAUCUUUUUGGCCUUGAUGCGCAUUAUGGAAUUCAUCAAUUUUGAAUUAGUUUGGGGAGGGGAUCAUAUCUGUAGUCGUAGGUUAAAUUAUCUGGUGAUAGUGUGUCAGCUCUAGGGAGGGGACCUAAAGGAGGUAUAAAAGAAACAAGACAUCUUUUCUCAUAAUAUAUGCAUUUCAACUUGAUG
This is a messenger RNA of Prunus avium (sweet cherry), 1488 nucleotides long. NCBI's taxonomy places the organism in Eukaryota, Viridiplantae, Streptophyta, Magnoliopsida, Rosales, Rosaceae. The record is from RefSeq and is a predicted model, not a curated record.